Messenger RNA from Bathycoccus prasinos, 678 nucleotides. RefSeq lists its product with no specific name. Gene Ontology annotation, molecular function: tRNA binding. Lineage: Eukaryota; Viridiplantae; Chlorophyta; Mamiellophyceae; Mamiellales; Bathycoccaceae. The record is from RefSeq and is a predicted model, not a curated record. Bases 1 to 678 code for a protein of 225 amino acids. The transcript has a single exon.
AUGUUCCUUUUUAGAAACGUUCCUAACGUCGCUGCUUUUUCUGCUCGCGCUACUCGGAGCAAGAGCAGCACUACCACUGCUUUUCACGCGAGGAAGACGACGAUCGUUGUCAGAGCGAUGUCUGCGGAUGCCGGUCCGAGGGAUUUGAUCGAUUUAAGAGUGGGAAAAGUGACGAAAUGUACGGUGCAUCCAGACGCGGAUAAACUGUACGUCGAAGAGAUUGAUUUACGAGAAGCGGAAGGGCCGAGGACGAUUUGCAGCGGGUUAGUUCCGUUCAUGAAAGAAGAAGAUAUCUUGGGGAAAAAUGUCAUAGUGGUGGCAAACUUGAAGGCGAGGAAUAUGCAAGGGGUGAAGUCGCACGGCAUGUUAUUAGCGGCCUCGAACGAGACGCACGAUAAGGUGGAGUUGUUAGUUGCGCCGGAAAAUGCAAAGUUAGGGUCGCGAGUUGUUUUCGGCGACGCGGCGUUUAACGGCGAACCGGCGAGCGCGAACCAGGUGCAAAAGAAGAAGUAUUGGGAGGCGUUUGGACCGGAGUUAGUUACGAACGGGGAGAUGGAAGCGAGUUGGAAGGAAGACGGGGCUGUCAUGCGCGUAGAGUUGGAGGGUGAAGAAGGCGACGAAGGCCCGACGUUUGGGUCUGUCAAGUGUGAGUCGCUGACGAACGCCUUGGUCGGUUAA